AGCCUGAGCAUAAGGGUGCAGCAUGCUGCCUGGCUCCUACUCCUGUUCCAGCCUCCGGUGCAGUAGCAGCAGCAGCAGCAGCAGUGCUCGGGCCAAGGGUGCAGGGCCAAAAGGGGACCACGAGGAAGAGGAGGAGGGAACGCUAUGGCUCUCCUACGAAGCAGCGGCUGCAGCGGCGGUUCUCUCUGUCUCUUGGUUCUGGCGGUGGCAUGCCUACUGCAGCGUGCCCAGGUGAAAAAGCCAGUCCGAUGCCCUGCCACAUGCAGCUGCACCAAAGAAUCCAUCAUUUGUGUGGGAUCCCCUGGUGUGCCGCGAAUCAUCCCCAGCGACAUCAGCUCCUUGAGCCUGGUAAAUGGAACCUUUUCUGAAAUCAAGGACAGAAUGUUUGCCCAUCUGCCCUGCCUGCAGCUGCUCUUGCUGAACUCUAACUCAUUUACUAUCAUACGAGAUGAUGCCUUUGCUGGUCUCUUCCACCUAGAGUACCUAUUUAUUGAAGGAAACAAAAUAGAAACCAUUUCAAGAAAUGCAUUCCGUGGCCUUCGCGAUCUGACUCACCUUUCUUUGGCUAAUAACAACAUUAAAGCUCUGCCAAGGGACAUCUUCAGUGAUUUAGAUUCUCUGAUUGAAUUAGAUUUAAGGGGAAAUAAAUUUGAGUGUGACUGCAAAGCCAAGUGGUUGUUUUUGUGGUUAAAGAUGACAAAUUCCACUGUUUCUGAUGUCCUGUGUAUUGGUCCAGCAGAAUACCAGGAUAAGAAGUUAAAUGAUGUCACAAGUUUUGAUUAUGAAUGCACCACUACAGAUUUUGUUGUUCAUCAGAUUUUGCCAUACCACUCAGUUUCAGUGGACACAUUCAACUCUAAGAACGAUGUGUAUGUAGCCAUUGCACAGCCUAGCAUGGAGAACUGCAUGGUACUGGAAUGGGAUCACAUUGAAAUGAAUUUCAGAAGUUAUGACAACAUCACAGGUCAGUCCAUUGUGGGAUGCAAAGCAAUCCUGAUCGAUGACCAGGUCUUUGUGGUGGUGGCACAGCUCUUCGGUGGCUCACACAUCUACAAGUAUGAUGAAAGCUGGACAAAGUUUGUCAAAUUCCAGGACAUAGAAGUGUCUCGCAUUUCCAAGCCAAAUGAUAUAGAGCUGUUUCAGAUAGACAGCGAAAAGUUUUUUGUCAUAGCAGAUAGCUCUAAAGCUGGUCUGUCAACCGUUUAUAAAUGGAAUAACAAAGGAUUCUACUCUUACCAGUCCCUGCAUGAGUGGUUCAGGGACACAGAUGCUGAGUUUGUUGAUAUAGAUGGAAAAUCUCAUUUAAUCCUGUCAAGCCGCUCACAAGUUCCCAUUAUACUUCAGUGGAACAAAAAUUCAAAAAAGUUUGUCCCACACAGUGAAAUCCCCAACAUGGAGGAUGUCUUGGCUGUGAAGAGCUUCAGGAUGCAAAACAGCCUCUACAUUACGCUCACAAGGUUUAUUGGUGACUCCAGAGUCAUGAAGUGGAAUAGCAAGCAGUUUGUGGAGAUACAGGCUCUCCCGUCUCGAGGGGCAAUGACACUGCAGCCUUUCUCCUUUAAGAAUAAUCACUACCUAGCUCUAGGAAGUGACUACACCUUCUCCCAGAUAUACCAGUGGGAUAACGAGAAGAACCUCUUUAGAAUAUUUAAAGAAAUCUAUGUGCAGGCACCUCGUUCUUUCACAGCUGUGUCAACGGAUCGAAGAGAUUUUUUCUUUGCUUCCAGUUUUAAAGGAAACACACAGAUAUUUGAACAUAUAAUUGUUGACUUGAGUUUAUGAAGGCUGUUGGAGUGAAUCUCAUGUACAAUGAGACAUUUUCACUUAUCAGAAACAACAACAAAAAGACAGAUUAUUCAUCUCCAAAAAUAGGGCGCACUUGUGGAACUAGUAAGAAGUUUUCUGAACUUUUAGAAUUUGCAUAUUAACCAGGGAUUGCAAUGACUUGGUUAACUGCAUGACAUGUCCAUUUUAGCAUUUUUAAAGACAUUUUACACCUUUAAUUAUUCAGAGGAGUGUGCAAUGGAUUAGGAUUAAUUCUGAUAUCUAAAACAGCUAUGUGAAUUUUACCUAAGAAAUUGAAUUAGAUUGGACACCUCAUAGAAACAAGAGAGGAGAAAAAACAAUGUCAAACAUGGAAACUAUUCUUUCCUCUAAACCUAACAUUUCAGUAAUGAUACUUAAGAGUAAAGUCAACUGCCCAUAUUUGUUGAUGAAUUGUAUAAAUUGACAUCAACCUUCAAAAACAUUUUUUGGUCAUCUUGGUUCCUUGUGAUUGAUGGGCAGCAUCUCUUUGUUCUUUAUAAUAAAACAAAGGUUUUAAUUCAUAUUGAUACUAGAUGAGAGGGAAAGUUAAAAAUUCUUUGACAUCUUCCUGUUGAUUUCAGAGAGAAAGCAUGGAUUUAAAAAAAAAAAAUCACUGUGGGUGACUGGAUGGCAAUGAAAUAAAGGGCCUUUCGCUUCUAGAUAAUGGGUUCCCUACAGCUUCAGGUCAAUAGUAACUGAAAGUGGCUGAUAGUUGUUUCCUGGCAUAUCUGAACUCAGCUGGUCUUAGUUCAAUUUGUAGCUCGUAAGUAUCUGUUUCACAAAUACAAACGCUCUAACUGGCACUAACUCACACCUCUACUGGUAGUCUCAGUAGUGUGCCAAGGAUUUUAAUGAGUAUGGAAACUGAACUACUCUCUCACCCUUAGGCCUGGUUUACACUACAAGGUUAAGUUGGCCUAAAUUAUACAACUCCAACAACGUGAAUAAUGUAGCUGGAGUCAACAUAGCUUAGGUCGACUUAUUGCUGUGUCUACACCAUGCUGGGUCGACGGGAGAAACUCUCACAUCGACUUAUUUUAUGCUUCUUGUUCCGGUGGAGUACUGGAGUCGACGGGAGAGUGAUCUGCAGUUGAUUUAGCGGGUCUUCACUAGACCCAUUAAAUCAACCCCUGGUGGAUCAAUUGCCGCAGCAUCGACCCCUGGUAAGUGCAGACAUACCAUUAGAGGAGGUCCUGCUUAACCUAGAUUGAACAUACUUAUGGAUCAGUGCAGGGAAGCCUGUAUUGGUGUUGCCUGUGCUGGAGCUGUUGCAUACAUAAAGAGAGCAUUUCAUUCCAUAAAGUUCUUCAUCUCCUAAAUUAGAUUUCUGAAAACUGCAAGCUGUAUUUUGGGUGAUUCUCCCACCAUGUGAAAGCCAUAGUCUCCUCUGGUAUGACCAUGUCCACUGAAGUCAACGGAGUUGUAGCUGCCUCAGAUUAGUGCUAAUGUUAGCAAUAAAAGUACAGUGCUAGCUAAGAAUUUUCACUUAGAUCACCCCACGCUAUCCAACUGACAAAAGGCUCUGGGAGCUCUAUUGGAUACAGAACCAAACCAUAUUUAGCAGUCUUUUAAAUUCAUUUUUGGGUGAAUGCAGGCGAUAAUGCUUAUUCAUCAUCACAAAUAGGUCAGUCGUUCCAUGCAUAGUUACUCUUCCAAGAUGACAGAGAGGGACUGUGCGUUCAGUCACAUGAACAGAGCCUUAUGAUGGAGGGCUGUCUCUCUACAUGCUUUUGAGACAGUUAUAUUAUAGCAGAGUCCUUCUCUGACUCACCACUACAUAUGUCACUUUACAUUUUCAUCUUGGAUUCACAUAUUAAAUUUUCUACUUUAUCAUGAGACUUUCUGUUGCACGCUAUGCAAUUUAUAAGGCUUUGUAAAGUAAGCUGAACAAAUGAAACAGGUCAAUAUCCUUCCCCAGGCAAGGUUAUCACAGCCUCACUGCUCUGACUGAGCCUAACAUUUCUCAUCCUGGAUAAGUAGCAACGUGCCCAGUUAUUACAAAUGUAAAUGUCUCUUGCUGACUCCUGGUUUAAAGAUGCCCAGCAUGUAAGCAAUACCGCAUGAGCGGAUUAGGAUGUGACAACUCCUCUCCUUGAAAUAAUAAUCCAUCCAUGACUUGAAGUGCCAUUGCUUUCAUUGAAAAUGUUCUAGAUCAUAUGAAAUCAAAACAUUACUGGCCUGCCAAAAAAAUAGUUCAUAUUAUUGACAUUUGUAAAUUUCAUUUAAGAAUAUUUUCCACUUAGCUGAUAAUCCCAGGUUUUAUUUUAUCUAAAUAUAGAAGAUGUGGAGAGGCUUUAAGUGAUCCUGUCUUCUGAGGUACUGCGCUCCGACUGCACGGUGCUAAUAGUCCUCAAUUCCCAUUGAUUUCAGUCAGAGCUGAGGGUAUGAUUGGGCCCUUUGUUGCUAAAGGCAGAUCUUUUGUAGUUGUAUUAAUAGCUCUUCUAGGACUAAACUAAUGGGUCCUAUGUGACUAAGAUAUGAUAACCACAUGGCUGACAGCCAACCACAUUUCUUCCAUUAUUCCAGCUUGCUUUAUGAAGCCUUAUCGAUUAAAGAUGCACCUGUACUGGUACAGCCACAAUGUAGAUGGCUCUUUAAAUUUGGGAGCUGUCAGAAAACAUUGUACACAAUGUAGCUGCUCUGCAAUAUGUAUCCAGUACGAAAAUGUAAAUACAUUUUUGUUUUCUGUCCAAGAGGAUCAUUUCCCAGUGUGCUAACUCUUUCUUUCAGGGAUCAUUGCCAGUGUUGUAUACAUAACCAGCCUUUUUGAGCACAGUCUGUAUCACGCAUUUGGGAAGAACCAUAAAUGAGAAAACUUACAGGCAAUAAAAAUGAAUCCUGAAACCCACAACCUGACUUUAAGAGAGAUGAUGGUGGUCAGGAAUCCCCCCCUCCCCGCAAUGGCAAGAGAUUAUAUUUUUUGGGGGGGUGGGGUGUACUCACUUGUGAGUAAGGAAGAGGAUUUCAGGCUCAACUAUCAGGGUCAGUGAAAUUAACAUUGUCCUAUUAUUACAACCAUGGCUACAGAGACAAAGUGAUCUACAGAGGCUAGCUCAUUCCCAUGGGACCUGAAGAACUGAUGAAAACAGAUUAUUUGGCUAGACUGAUGUUUCUGCUGAAUAGGUUGGUUGCCCAGAGAGCUGAGAUCAUCAGCCUUUUCACAGCUUCUGCAGUGAGUGUGUAGUUGGAAGGUGGCCUACCUUUUCUGCUGAAUAGUGUCUAAAGGUGUAGUUAGAUCAAAGGAACUAGGAGGGAGGUUGAAGGGAAAUAAGUGAAUGAAGAAAAGGGAUCACAUUAAGCCUCCCAUUGUUAAAUAAAUUAGUAUCUGGGAAGGAUCCUUGAAAUUCCUAGUCUCCACUGUUCCUGCUUCAAGGAGCUGAUCUAUAACACAAUUGUAAAAACUGAAAUUAAAAAAGGGGGUAAAAGGAGGUGUUGGAUUUUGUUGUGAAAGUAACCAAGCAUCUAAAACAUAAAGUGCAAAUCUUCAAUAAAAUAAACUACAAGUUUUCUUCUGUCUAUCCAAAUACAGCUACUAUAUUAUCUCCAUUGCCUAUAUUCUGUAAUAUAACUUUGUUUUUGAGUAGUAAAUAAAUUACACAUACCCCAUCAUUUCACUGAGACUAUCAGAAACAUCGGGAAAGUACAAGGACACUGGCAAAGGAUAACACAACAUACCAUUUGGUAUCGUUUUUAUGUAUUUUAAAAUGCAUAAACUUAUGUAAAAUGCAGUAAUUUAUAUAAAAUACAUUUAAUACGGUAUGCAGGCUACAAUGGAAGAGUAUUUUAAGGCUGUAUAUACAUUUAGUUCUUUUUGGUAAGGAGAUAAUGACAAUCUGUGCUAUUAAUACACAUAUGUACUCUUUAAUUAUAUGAAUAAAAAGUAGUUAAUGAGACAAAUAAUGAUGCACUUUGUAUGUUAAAAUGACGGGGGUUUUGCUCAGAAAGUUGAAGCACCCAGUAUGAGGUGGUGAGGUAACAAUGUCCCAGCUUGAUUUUUCAAGAAAUAUUUACAACAAAACACUGGAGUUCUUCAGGCUUCAGUGAUAAUAGAGCCCACAUCUUGUAGGCCUGGAUGGAGCCCUAGGCAUGGCUAAAAGUAUGAACCACAGUAAGGCUGUGAACCAAAGUAGGCCUUGUUAGAAUAGUAAGCAUUAGGUAUCAGCUAACAAACCUAAACAUAUUACUAAGAGAAUGGUACAGGAACACACAGCCCCUUGCAAAAUAAAGAUGGAAUGAUAGGAUAAUAAAUGAGGCUGUUUUGUUUGACAAUCAGGUACAAGGAUGGCAACUGAUAACAUCUGAAAUGUAAUACAUAACUUGUUUGUAUCAAUGUAGAAAAGGAGAGUGGUAGGAGGGGCAGCUUUAUAUUGGCCUACGGGUCAAUACUGCGUUGAUUGAGCUGAUACAUUGUUACCAACAUACAUGGGUUAGUGUACAUGUGACUGGCUGGAUGGGGUACUGAGACCGUGCCUUAUUGACAAUAAACCUGGCCGAGCCUUAGCCACAGAACUGAGCCUGUGGUCUUUCUUUAUGAUUAACAUCAACGUUUGCUGAAUCUGCAAUGUAUGCCAGUGCAGAAACACCAGAUCUCCUGCAAGACAGCAUGGGAGUGACAUCCUACAUGUGUGAUUCAGUAACCUCAACUCUCCUUGUGUCAGCUGCAGAGCAAAGAAUCUUUUGUCUCUUCUCUACUACUACCAAACAUUAAGGACAAGCCAGCCCUUGUGUCCAUAUGUGCAGCUGGUCCACAAUGACAACGUACUAAUGACUAAACUGAGUGUGUGCUAAAAGAACCAUGGGAAAGGGCUGAGAAAUUGACACGGACCCAGAAGCCAGUAGCUCUUUAAAUAAAGAUUUGCUUCUUGCUUAUGUCUGAAUGAAAGCACGGUGCUAAGAAGCAUGUAACAGACCCUACAUUAGAGUCUUAUCAAGGGAGGCAUGUUGACCAGAUGAUAGGUAGUAGCUAUGGCUCCCAAAAGUAAUGGUGGAAACGCUACCACUUAAAAUAUUUAAAACAAGAAUGGAGAAAGCAAUAUAUCUUGUACCAUCAAGGGGACACACUAGCUGACCUAACAAAUCUUUUCCAUCUCUGAUUUCUAUUAUUCACUCUGUGCAGAAAGAUCCAGUGUUGUAUUUUGGCUGCAGUAAUGAAAAAUGAGUAGACUUACGGUGCUUUAUUUAUUCAGCUCUCUUGUUCUCUCUCUCAUCUUGCUGUUCUCUUGUUCCUUCACACGCUUUCCUCACACCCACCCUAGUGUUAUCACAUGUAUAUUGCAGCUACUAUUUCCUGAUCAAUUCAGUUAGCAUUAAAUGUAACUCCUCUUCUGUCUUUGAAAAAAUAAAAAAAAUCUGAACUUUCAAACUGUAAAAUAGUUAAGUAGACUUUAUACAUUUAUAAUUAAGAGGUAUAGUAGUAAUCAAACUCUAAAAUAACCUUAUGGGUGUUUGUAUCUGAAACUGAC
Messenger RNA from Malaclemys terrapin pileata, 7268 nucleotides. It is a transcript of the gene LGI2, whose product is annotated as leucine rich repeat LGI family member 2. Gene Ontology annotation, molecular function: protein binding. Gene Ontology annotation, biological process: inhibitory synapse assembly. Lineage: Eukaryota; Metazoa; Chordata; Testudines; Emydidae. Bases 145 to 1782 code for a protein of 545 amino acids. The record is from RefSeq and is a predicted model, not a curated record. The transcript has 8 exons.